Messenger RNA from Zophobas morio, 898 nucleotides. RefSeq lists its product as uncharacterized. Lineage: Eukaryota; Metazoa; Arthropoda; Insecta; Coleoptera; Tenebrionidae. The record is from RefSeq and is a predicted model, not a curated record. The transcript is spliced from 9 exons. The coding region runs from base 72 to 893 and encodes 273 amino acids.
UCGCGAAGAAUAUAUUUCAAGUUCGAGAGGCCGUCUAUUUGGCGCGGCACUCGAACUUUACUAAGGAGUGCAUGGAGAUGUUAAUCUCCAAACUUGUCUCUUUUGGAUCUCCAAUCAUAGCGAUGCACCUUCGCUUUAUUUUACUUGAACGCAAUCCGCACUGUGAAACGCGCAAAAGUUUGGAGCUUCUACUGCUCUUCCUCGCUAAGCACAACUCUAUGGGCGCCGUUCCUGCGCUUCUCGCAAAAUUUGCGCUUUGCGGAGGAACUUUCCGGUAUCCUGAAGCUUCUUUACUGCUACUAAACUGCGCCCGUCGAGGUCUCCACGCGGAGGUCGAAGAGGUAUGGCGACUCAUGGUGCAGGCGGACAGGUCUUCUUUGGAGGCGCAGACUUCUUACUUCGAGGCGUUGUCUUACCUGAAAGACAAGCACACUGCUGCUCUAAUUUAUAUUUCUCUUAAGCCACUUUUAGCCGUAAAUCAGAAUUCAGUAAUCACUCAAAAAGUUAUUAAAACAAUCUUCUUUAGUAGUAUGCGAUUGGGAUCUCUGGAUGACGCGCUUGCUUUACUCAACAGCGACCACCUUUUUUGCACUUCCACCGGAAUCGCGUGUUUUUUUGGCGCCAUCUCUGAUUGUUCCAUGUGGGAAUUGUUUGUACCAAAACUUUUGAAACUUCUUUACUUGAAAAAAAUGAGUUUAGUUUGUUGUGAAGAUUUAAUUUCUGCUUUGGCUCGCUGCCACUGGAGAUUAUUAACGGCUCGUUCGGUCAACGACACAGAAAAUCUUACAGUAAUUAAUUUCAAUUUUGCAAAGCGAUUCAUUUUUACUUAUAAUCAACUGCUCUGUCCUUUUGAAAUUUAUUUGGAAAGCGUGGUUCAACCCGCUCCGCAUUAAGCUUC